Messenger RNA from Tupaia belangeri chinensis (Chinese tree shrew), 1242 nucleotides. RefSeq names its product chromosome unknown C14orf119 homolog (gene CUNH14orf119). Bases 410 to 838 code for a protein of 142 amino acids. The transcript is spliced from 3 exons. Lineage: Eukaryota; Metazoa; Chordata; Mammalia; Scandentia; Tupaiidae. The record is from RefSeq and is a predicted model, not a curated record.
GGUCACCCGCAGCGCCUGAAGAGGCUUCCCGUCCAGAGUCACCUCCUCCAGCUCCGCCAUCUUGCGUGAGGUACUCGGGUCCGUCCCGACGGCUUCGGGCAUCUUCGCUCUCCUUCCGUCGCCUGGCUUUCAGGCUCGGUUAUCUCCGUCUGGUCGAGGCUUUGAACCGAAUGUUUUCGGAAGCGCUCGACUCUGGCAUCCCAUAAUCGGAGAUACUCGGUUACCUCCGGACCUAGAACCCGGGCGCUGGGGCGCUUGGGUGUUUGGGGCAGGUCCGGCAGCGGAAGUGCGUGGGCUGCCCAGCAGGCCCUGCUUAGGGUUUUCAGGAAACAUGGAAGCGGUGGCGGUAGUUGGAGUCUAAGGACUCUUUGUGACGAUCUCCAGGUGCCCCCGGAGAGGAAACGGGAGGAUGCCACUGGAAUCAUCUUCCUCUUCGAUGCCAUUAUCCUUCCCUUCUCCCUUACCCUCAGUACCAGACAAUAUCAGUAACUCUUCCCCUCCUCCAAUGUCUUACAUCACUUCCCAGGAGAUGAAGUGUAUUCUUCACUGGUUUGCCAGUUGGUCAGGUCCCCAGCGUGAACGUUUCCUACAGGACCUGGUAGCUAAGGCAGUGCCAGGAAAAUUACAGCCACUUCUGGAAGGUCUGGAGCAGCUUAGUGUGUCUGGGGCAAACCGACCACCUUGUAUCUUUGAGUGCCAGCUACGUCUUUGGGAUCAGUGGUUUCGAGGUUGGGCUGAGCAGGAACGCAAUGAGUUUGUCAGACAGCUGGAAAUUAGUGAACCAGACUUCGUGGCAAAGUUUUACCAAGCAGUGGCUGCUACAGCUGGUAAGGACUGAUAGGCAUUCAGAUCAAAGAAGAUAACCACAGUUGAUGAAGCUGAGGUCUUGACUGCAGUGAAAAUUCAAUUCAGAUGUGUCACUUAAAGGCCUGUAUCCCAGUCAGCUCUCUGACCUUGCUGACCAGCACAGGCACGAUUAUUUCAACAUUAGCAUGUCGACUGUACUUAUACUGUAAAUGCGAUUUGUCUACACAAAUCCAGAUCAUCGGUCUGUCUUCUAGACUGCUUUUUUCCAAGAGAUGUCAAACCCCAAAGAAUUUGAUGGCUUCUUUUGCAACUCUACCCUAAAGGAACCUACAUAUAACUCAAGCCUACUGCUAGCCCAUGAAAAGUAUAAAGUAGAACCUCCCUUUCCCAGAAACACAAGAGAAGGACAAUAAAAAGUCAUAUCUUUAUAGUUUA